Cuscuta europaea is the source of this 1694-nucleotide messenger RNA. NCBI's taxonomy places the organism in Eukaryota, Viridiplantae, Streptophyta, Magnoliopsida, Solanales, Convolvulaceae. The record is from the annotation of a GenBank genome assembly.
CUUGAUAUUAACUCGAUAGUCAUGAUAUGAUAGGCUUAGAAAGAUAUUCUCCACAAAACAACCUCUGAAAUGUAAAAUUGAGAUAUCGAAUGGAACCCAAUACUUUGAGUUGUAUUUUGGGCAAGAACUCCAACAAAGAAACAUAACCCAGCUUCUGAUAUUCUUCUCCGCCUCAGCUUAGAACCCAUAACUCAACCAUGACGAUAGCUUCUCAGCUUCUGAUAUUCUUCUCCGCUCCUUUUGUGCAUUUGUGAGCACCCUCUGCGCUAGCACACAGGUUUAUAAGGCAACCUAAAUAUGAGCAUUUUAGUGAGCUUCAUAUGGCUAUUAAACUAUGUGGAAGCUCUAGCAGCAUGAGUUCUUAAAGGUAUCUGGUUUAGAAGAUCUCUCCAGGUGAGGAACUCCAAAGAUUUAGGGUCAUCAACAAUGCCCAACACCUGCAUUGGCAGAUUUACUGGAAUCCCUAAAACUCUUGCCCCCGUUCGCUGUGAAAGGAAGUUCAAAAUAAUUUUCAAAAGAAUAUUGUCCACAUGUGCAUUACCAGCGCGUCUUCCGCAAAGCUCAACUCUCAUUGACCCUCACCCGUCCUUAAUUUUGACCAGCUGCAUAGCUCCAUCUAAUGCUCCACAACGAUCCGCAGAGUGGUUUUCCCUUCGCAAGGACAAGUUGACCACAAGCACCUUCAGCACCGCCUUGGGAUUAUGGAAAGGAAAACGCCGCUAUGAGCUUUGGCACGAGAAGGUAUUUUCUCCCGAUGCUCUUCCCAUAGCUGAAUCUAGUAAACGUGCCAUGGAUUGGGGUGCACUCAUGGAAGAAGUGGCUAUACAACAAUACAAAAGCAUCACAGGGCGUGAAGUGGGCUCAUUGGGAUUUGCAUUGCAUUCAGAUGAUAAGUUUGACUGGGUCGGCGCGUCUCCCGACGGACUCUUACAAGCAGAAGGAGGAGGAGGAGGGGGGAUUUUGGAGGUGAAGUGUCCUUACAACAAGGGAAAGCCCGAAAAGGGUCUUCCGUGGUCAGCCAUGCCGUUCUACUACAUGCCACAAGUCCAAGGACAAAUGGAGAUCAUGAACCGAGAUUGGGCUGAUUUAUAUUGUUGGACACCUAACGGGAGCACAAUAUUUCGGGUGGGUAGAGACCGUGGUUAUUGGGAGUUGAUGUGUGGUAUAUUGUGGGAGUUUUGGUGGAAGAAUGUGGUUCCGGCUAGGGAAGCAUUGUUAUUGGGGAGGGAGGAGGAGGAGGUGAAGUCGUCGUACAUACCGACUUCAACUCACCAAAAGACAGGGCUUGUGAUCGCUAGAAGCUUGAAGUUGGCCAAAGAGGCUAGGUUGUGGUGCAGGGAUAUUGCUGGUCACACUGAGUUCCACCAAUGAUGAUUCACAUUUUACUCCUAAUAAAUACUACGUAUAUUUAAUGGCGUAAAGCAUGGAUUAUUAAACACACUGUUUUUAACUGAAAUUCUUGAGCGGAGAGAAUGGGGGAGCUCUGUUUAAAAGAGGCUCUUCUAGAGUUCUCUGAAACCUUUGGAUGUAUGAAAAUCAUAGCACCUAAGAAUUUAGGUAAUUACAUGCUAUUACAGGUUGUAGUUACUUCAUUGCUCAAGUGUAAAUAUUUGUCUACAUAUGUUCGCAGGCUGCAUAGUGCAUUCUACAUUUAUUUAUUCUACAAUUAUUUAAAAGCCAAUUCUGCAUUUAAA